GAUGUACACUUCACCGGUACGAGCCUAAAUGUGCUGAUAAAGAAUCCCCAAGAAUAUUAUACUUAUUCUGUUUCAGUUCCUAAGCAUGCCUCCUUCGAAGGCUUCCAAUGGACCACAUAUUUUGGACAUGCUCUUUGCUGUCCUUCCUGUAUGGGUCCACGAUUACAUUCGUGGUGACCAGCAAUGCGGUUAUAUGAAUCCAAGGUAUCCAGUCUUCAUUCACCGCCGAACGACCCCCUUUGAUCCAAGCGGUGACAUGAACGAAGGCCGUGAUAAGGACGGCUCCGACGCCGAUGAUGACGCAAAGGGUUCGAACAAUUCUAACGGUUCGAAUGGAUCAAAAGGGUCCACGUCGAAUAACAGCACAACUAAUAGCCAAACGGCCAACCCGUUCACCACCGGGAGCGACAUUUUCUGCCAAUUCUGCGUCGCUGACAAUGACGCGAGGGUGCUUUACAAUGGUCCCUGGUCUCUCGAUGGUGCAGGACCGUCAAAUACGACUCACAGCACUUCCACUGCGGGCUCAACGGUUUCCUUAAGCUUCAACGGAAGCGGAAUAAUCGUUUUUGGAGCCGUGCCAUCCAGUAGUACAUCUUCGAAUCCUCCCACAACAUCCUUCACUGUCGACGCCGCGGCCCCUUUCGUUACCACAGAGCCGCAACUCGACCAAACUUACCUCAAUCAGCCCUUAUUUGUGGCAUCUGAGUUGUCAGAGAAAGAGCACAAAAUCGUCAUCAACGUGACAGACGCGGGGUCUGCUUCUCCUUUCAUUCUUGACUAUUUCUUCAUAUCUCCCCAUCCAAACAGUACCUCAAAUACUGAGGCAACCAUCUCUUUCGCUCCCACACCAUCUGCGAGUGUUUCCACUUUUCCUUCUGCCAUUAAAUCAACCACUUCCUCUGCCAAUAAUGUAUCUUCUGUGACCACCGCUUCCCCCGCUAUUAUCAAAAUCCUUGCGGCCUUGCUGGGUGUCAUGUUUCUUAUUAUCACCCUCCUCAUUGCCUUGCUCGUCGUCUACAUCAGAAAAUCCAAGGUUCGGCACGCGCGCUCUGCCUCAGCUCGGAGUUUCAAGAGUCACACGAGUCAGCAAGGAACACUACUAACGACGACAGAAUCUAUCAUAAGGAAUUUCACUCCCAGCCUGAUCUGGUCCUAUUCUCGAAGUGAGGCUGGAUCCGGGACUGUUCCUUCUCCCGUGCUUCCAAAGUCGCAACAGUCGGAGGCUCGAUCGGUGUGGUCUGCAGCUUGAAGACAUCUUGGGUGGAGGAUUGCACAAGGCUCUAUAUCACCUGUUGUAUUCAAUCCAAAUUAUAUAUAAUUACCCCAUACGCUAGGUCUACAAGUGGAAGAUGAAUGCCAAAAAAAGAAAACCAGUGGAGAGCAUAGC
Guyanagaster necrorhizus is the source of this 1387-nucleotide messenger RNA. RefSeq lists its product as uncharacterized. Lineage: Eukaryota; Fungi; Basidiomycota; Agaricomycetes; Agaricales; Physalacriaceae. Bases 86 to 1249 code for a protein of 387 amino acids. The record is from RefSeq and is a predicted model, not a curated record. The transcript is spliced from 4 exons.